AUGGGUGUGAGAUGGGGCCGCAUGCUGUGGAGCCACCGUUCUGUGCUGCUCUUCAUCCUGGGCCCUCUGCUGCUGCUUCCUCUUCCUCUGCUGCUGCCCACCAAGGAGGCAGAAUGCGCCUUUGUCCUGAUCCUCAUGGCGUCCUUCUGGGCCCUUGAGCCGCUGCCCCUGGGGAUCACCGCCAUGCUGCCCGCAAUUCUCUUCCCCUUCUUUGGGAUCAUGUCGUCAGCUGACGUGGCUAAGGAGUACUUUAAGGACUUCCACUUCCUGCUGGUGGGGGUCAUCUGCCUGGCCACCUCCAUAGAGAAGUGGGGGCUCCAUCGGAGGAUCGCCCUGAAGCUCAUCACCCUGGUGGGGGUCAACCCUGCAUGGCUGAUGCUUGGCUUUAUGUGCGGCUGUGCAUUCCUCUCCAUGUGGGUCAACAACACCUCGGCCGUCACCAUGGUGAUGCCAAUCGUGGACGCGGUCAUCACUCAGGUGCUGAAGCCCGGGGACAAAGAGGGGGCAGAGCCAACCGGCAUUCACAACCCUGCCCUGGAGAUGGAUGAGAUGGACCAGAAGGAGCAGGAGGACCGCCGGGCUUGGGACCAGAAGGAGCAGGAGGACCUCCGUGCUGGAGGGUGUGAUCCGGGUGUGAUACAGGUGGCUGACCCCUCCAGCCGACGGCAGCUGGACGUGUGCAGGGCACUGUGUCUCGGCAUCGCCUACUCCUCCAACAUCGGAGGCAUCACCACGCUCCCCGGCACCUCCCCCAACCUCAUCUUCUCCCAAUACAUCAGCGAGACAUACCCAGAAUCCAAAGAGAUAAACUUCGGCAACUGGCUCCUCCUCUGUCUGCCGAUCAGCGUCAUCAUGCUGCUGCUGUGCUGGCUGUGGCUGCACUGGCUUUUCAUUGGUUCAGAUUUCCGAUUCCUGUGGCGAUGUGACGGAGAGAAGAAGGAGAGCGACAGGAGGUCAGCCAGAAUCAUCAGGGACGAGUACAACGCACUCGGACCCAUGAGUCCCCAGGAGGUGGUGACUAUGGUUCUGUUUGUGGUUCUUGCUCUGCUGUGGCUCACCAGGGAACCCGGCUUCGUACCGGGCUGGGCCUCGCUCGUCCCCGAGAUCUACUCUGGUUACACAUCUGAUGCGACCGUGGCGAUGCUGGUGGGACUCCUCCUCUUCAUCAUCCCCGCCAACGCCCCCACACAAACAUACAAGCCUAUGAUCUCGUGGGAGGAGUUCCAGCGCUGUAUGCCCUGGGAGGUUCUGCUGCUGGUGGGAGGGGGCUUCGCUCUGGCAGAGGGAACGCGGGUCGCUGGUCUCUCCGCCUGGAUGUCCCAGCUCCUCGUCCCUCUGGGAGACCUCCCUGUCCUCGCCACCAUCCUCAUCGCCUGCAUCAUCGUUACCACGGCGGAGGUGGACAGCACGCUGCCACCAUCCGCAGCUUAAUCCCCACUCCUCUCUUCUCUGUCUGAGGCUCUCCACCUCAACCCUCUCUACAUGCUGAUCCCGACCACUCUCUGUACCUCCUUCUCCUUCCUCCUCCCCGUCUCCAACCCCGCCAACGCUGUGGUCUUCGCCUACGGCCACCUGAGGACCUCGGACAUGGUGAAGGCGGGGCUUGGUCUGAACAUCAUCGGUCUCCUGGCCGUGCUAUUGGCUGUCACCACGUGGGCGGUUCCCCUGUUCGACCUCCACACCUUCCCUAGCUGGGUCACCCUCCCGCUAGUGUGGACCACCAACGCCACCAGUCCCUGA
Messenger RNA from Gadus chalcogrammus (walleye pollock), 1740 nucleotides. RefSeq names its product solute carrier family 13 member 1 (gene slc13a1). The record is from RefSeq and is a predicted model, not a curated record. Gene Ontology annotation, biological process: monoatomic anion transmembrane transport. Gene Ontology annotation, molecular function: sodium:sulfate symporter activity. NCBI's taxonomy places the organism in Eukaryota, Metazoa, Chordata, Actinopteri, Gadiformes, Gadidae. Gene Ontology annotation, cellular component: membrane.